AACGGAAAAUAAAAUGAAUAUCAUAACAAAUCAUUAAUGGUACGUAGAAUUUGAUAUUGUUGGGACUCUCCUCCACCUUGAAAUUCUCAAUUCCCCCAUGAUCUUUGUCAGCACUCCCACUCCCCCAAAUAUCUUUACAAUCACCCAAUUUUGUUUUUAUUUAAAGAUCUUCAUCACAUGGGUAUUUGGUGGUGGUUUGCACACCAUAGAUGGUGAAGAGAAUUUCAAAGCCCCCCUUUUUGUUUUUUUUGUUUUGUAUUGUAUUCUAUUAUAUUCAUAUUUAAAAAUCCUUUUUUCACUUCUAGUGGGCCUUUUUUCUUUGCUCUUUAUAUUCUCCACAACCAAACAUUCCUCCUCAAUUUCCUCUCAUCUUCCUCUGUAAUUUUUUUCUCCUUUCCUCUCCUCUUUGCCUUUCAAUUUUUGAUAGAAUUAUUUGAAACAAUGGGGACUGAAGGGUCAGAAAAAAACACAAUUAUUUUCACAUAUGGAACACUCAAAAGAGGAUUUUCAAAUCACGUUCUCUUACAAGACAUGAUCGCCGCCGGCGACGCUUCUUUCCUCGGCGUUUACCAAACCGUCGAUCGUCUCCCUCUUGUUUGCGGGCCCUACAGGGUUCCCUUCCUCCUCAAUUUCCCCGGCUCCGGCGAGCACGUGCGUGGCGAGCUGUACGCCGUCUCGUCACGUGGGUUGAUACGAAUGGAUGAAUUGGAAGGAGUUACAAAAGCCCAUUACCAAAGGCUCCCGAUCAGAGUUCGGGCCCUGGAUCAGGCCCGGCCCGAUGAAGUGGCGGCGGAGGCGUAUUACGCACAUGAAAAUUAUGCAGAGGCGUUGUGGAAGAGAAAUGGACAAAAAGGGUACAAAUGUUAUACUGAAAAAGAAGCGAAAGGGUACGUAAAACGUAAGGAACGGCCACAACAUUUGACAUUUUUGGAGCAAAUUGGAAUCUUCAUAGCGUCAUCGUCAGAUCAAAAAGAUAAUAAUAAUCCUAAUUCUUGUCAUUGUAACAAACAUCUUCCUGCUGCUCCUGUUCCAAUUGAUGUUGUUAAUCAUUGAAAAAUUUUGAUUAGGAAGAAGUUUGUUACAAUUAAUUAAAGGGUUAAUAUAUUAUCUUAUGUUAUAUGUUGGUGUUGUUAAUCAGUUUGUUAGAUCAUAGAUGUUGAUGAUACUGAAGGUGUGACAGAUUUGUUUGUCUGUCUUACUGCAAAUAUUGCAAAAGCAAAUGAUUUGAUCUAAUUUGUACUAUUAUUGGGUUCAUUUGCUGCACAUGAAAAGACAAUUUAUUAACAAUAUUUUAUGGUUUUCUAUAUUUGUCAA
This is a messenger RNA of Capsicum annuum, 1314 nucleotides long. Its product is annotated as putative gamma-glutamylcyclotransferase At3g02910. Lineage: Eukaryota; Viridiplantae; Streptophyta; Magnoliopsida; Solanales; Solanaceae. The record is from RefSeq and is a predicted model, not a curated record. The coding region runs from base 442 to 1053 and encodes 203 amino acids. Gene Ontology annotation, molecular function: gamma-glutamylaminecyclotransferase activity. The transcript has a single exon.